GGGCGUCGGACUACGAGCCCCGUGGUGCACGGCGGGACCGGCCGCGCCUGCGCGUCGGGGCGGCCGCGGGAGGAAGCGGCGGGAGGAAGCGACGGCAGCGGCUGGGGCGGGCGGGAGCGCGGGGCCGGAGCGGGCCGGGAGGCGCCAUGCCCCGGGACAACAUGGCCUCCCUGAUCCAGCGGGUGGCGCGGCAGGCGCGCAUCACGUUCCGCAGCCCCGCGGGGCCGGCGUUCGGCGAGAACCUGCACCGGCUGCAGCAGCUGCUGGACGAGGUGCGCGCCGAGGACCUGCACUUGGCGCCGCGGGGGCCGGCGGCGGCGGCGGCGGGGGGCACGGGGUGCUCGCGGUCCGGCGCCGCGCCGCCCGUCAGCUACAUGCACAUCUGCGAGACCGAGAGCUUCAGCAUGGGCGUGUUCCUGCUGCGCGGCGGCGCCUGCAUCCCGCUGCACGACCACCCGGGGAUGAACGGCAUGCUGAAGGUGCUGUACGGCACGCUGCGCAUCGCCUGCAUGGACGCGCUGCCCGCCGCCGCCGCUCCGCCGCCCCCCGCCCCGGGGCCGUGCCUGCGCGCCCUGCUGCGCUCCCGGCAGCACUACACGCCCGCGUCGCCGCCCUGCCUGCUCUCGCCGCACAGCGACAACCUGCACCAGAUCGACGCGGUGGACGGCCCCGCCGCCUUCCUCGACAUCCUGGCGCCGCCCUACGACCCCGAGCACGGCCGGGACUGCCACUACUACCGCCUGCUGGACGGGCCGCCGGCCGGCGCCGAGCCCGCGCUGCCCAGGGAGGUGUGGCUGCUGGAGACCGCGCCGGCCGCCGACUUCUGGUGCGGGGGGGAGCCCUACCCGGGGCCCCGCGUCUGCCCCUGAGGCGGCGCUCGGCACCGCGGGGAACGCCGCGGACACGGAGCGGGGAGCCCCGCCCGGCCCCGCCGCCGAAGGACACGGCGCCCCGCGCCGCCGCUCGGCCCCGCUGGGAUCGCGUCGCUCCCGCCGGGGAAAGGCCGCCGGCACGGGCUGCGCCGAGGAGCGCUCGGGGCAAUAAAGUGACGGUGUAUUUAUUGCUUGUGGCUGACGUGCGCCGAUGGAGGAGCGGCGCGGGCCGUUUCUACUCGACCGAGCGUUCGGAAAAAUAACAAACCAAAAAGCAGCGCCCUGCGUGUGCCGCCGGGCUGCGGUGAAGGGGGGCGGUCGGGCUCCGGCAGAGCGAACGCAAUAAGAACAUCCCGGGGCCGCCACCCCCACCCCGCGCUGCUGGGAGCGCCGCACCGCCACCCACGGCGGCUUCGGGACGGCUCUGCUGGACGUGCACACGACUGCCCAACUCCCAGCACGGGGCGGGCAGCGGAUACACGGCGCUGUGUGCAGGGGGGGAGUGCAGCGAGUUCCCCUCCCGAGGGACGGUGUCGGGUCCUGAAUUACCAUUUAACAGUUCUCCACGGCGUUACGUGUAAGAUCCAGCUAUUAGAACUGAAGUUACACAGCGUUCCUAUGCGUGUUCCCUCAGCCGGGAGGAGACUCGCAGCUGCUAAUUAACUGUGCUUGGAAGUUCUCAUAUAGCAGCGGCCGAGGGGAGCGCGAGCUGUGGGCAUCUUUAGAGAAGACCGCUGCUGUCCCAUGGAUGCUGCUGCGCGACACUACUCACUUGCCUAUAACCUAUAGAUACCUAUAUCCGUCUGUACGCAUACCCUAGGUUCAGAUAGAAUUUGACCUGAUAACUCUUCUCUUAAAGCGGUCUGUGUUUUUAUAUGGACAAGUGAACACUGAGCUUUGGAAGCCUUGUAGUUUCGCCCUUUAUACUAUUUAUAAAGAUUACUUUUUCAUAAGGCUUUUAAAUAAACAUAGCAUAGAAGAGACGCGGUGCAUUUUGCCUUGCUGUGCUGUAAGCAGCCUUGAGAUCCAGCGUGUCCUCAGCAGGGGAUGCGACCUUUCUAACGGGAGAAACUUUUUCUAGAGGUGUCGUACCUGUUUGUGCUGCAGGGAAUGAGCCGGUGCCUCUGAUGGCUGAGCACAUGGUGCAGCCUGGGUCACCGUGUGGGAAUCUGAACACAAACCCACUUCCUAAGGGAUGUUACCAGCCUGCUCCGGAAACUGUCCCACAACCAGCCUUCGUGUUUCUUGGUGUAUUUAUCAAAGCAGACUUGUUUUUCCUGUACGGUUGCCUGGAUGGGUGAAUUUUUAAGUGAUUCUGAUACAGCGUCACAUUUUGAAUUGGGGGGUGGGGAGGUGGGCAAGAAGAGAUUAUGAAUGUAAAACACCACCAGCGUUAUGCAUACACAUAUGAGUGCUUUUGCAGGGAAAAAUUGGUGGAAAUUAUUUUGCUCAAUUUCCAUUAAUUCUUACAGCACUGUGGAGCAUCUGAUGUUUCUGCAGCGGGCUUACCUGGUUUUUCCUGGAAUUCCCCUGCAGCUCAGCAUUAGUUAAUGUGCAACAAUUCGCUAUCAAGCGUAGUCAUUAACUGUAAUGCAGUGCCUCGGAAUGGCACGGCUUGUGUUUCUCACUCACUCCAGCACUAAUGAAGACUGUCAUCCUUUUCCAGAAGCCCACAAAGGCAGCGUGCCGCAUGCAAACAGCAGUACUGGGAAAACAAACUGCAACCAAGAGCAUUUCGGUUCUGUAUCUCAUCUCUCUAUCCUCCCCUUAGGUCUCUCUUGUUGCUUUUUAUUUUUUCUCCAUGUGUAAGACCUAGUGAAGGUAUGUGAUGGGAUAGGACUUCAACGCACAGAGGACAGUGUGAUCCCUUACACUGUAGAGCGCUGUUAACAGUUGUGACAAAACCACUUUGUUUUUUUAACUGACGGUGUUAGCAUUGAAGUAUUAAAGGCAUUGCUUCAGGAAAUAUAGCAAAGAGAACCUGAGAUGCAUUAAAGAAAAGCCUCUUUGCGUAACUUCUUGCUUGUUCAAUGAUUGAAACUUACUUCGCGUGUUCUGGAUAUCUGUAAGCAGAAGGUUUGAGUCUGUAAUGCUGUUCUUUCUCUCUGCAGUCUGUUUAUUGUGUUUUCACUACAGCAAAGUCGCUGUUAUUGCUGAGUUACGGAAUAAAUACAGGAUAUCUCACCACCAA
This is a messenger RNA of Coturnix japonica (Japanese quail), 3063 nucleotides long. RefSeq names its product 2-aminoethanethiol dioxygenase (gene ADO). The record is from RefSeq and is a predicted model, not a curated record. Gene Ontology annotation, cellular component: mitochondrion. Gene Ontology annotation, molecular function: oxidoreductase activity, acting on single donors with incorporation of molecular oxygen, incorporation of two atoms of oxygen. NCBI's taxonomy places the organism in Eukaryota, Metazoa, Chordata, Aves, Galliformes, Phasianidae.